AUGACUUCACCUUUCUCCUGGCUGCGGCGCAUUUACUCGCUCGACACCCUUGACACUCGCUUCACCUCUUCCGCCAUCAACACAGCUGACACGCGACCUACCUCCGCCAAAGAUGCCCGCGCUCAUGCCAUUGCCCAAAAUGCUCGCGCUCCACUCUGGCGUACACCUGAAUUCUUUAUCUACUAUCUUUUCUUCAUAUUCCUCGUUCCUUUGAUGUUCAAAACCGUGGUGGAUGCUUCAAAAGAAAGCCACCCGAUUUACCCUACAUACUCAGAUCUCCUAUCACCAGGAUGGAUACCUGGCCGUUUAGUCGACAACUCCGAUGCGCAAUAUGCCAGCUUCCGCGACAACAUUCCCUACCUCGUCCUGCUUCUGAUUGCACACCCAUUGGUUCGCCGAAUCUAUAACUCGCUCACAAGCAGCGCCGGUACCUCCACCAAACCCUCCAGCUCAUCCACGGCGGCCGCAGGAGAUGCACAGCUGGAACAGCGCAUGCGCUUUGACUUCGUAUUCGGAAUUGUCUUCAUUACAGCCCUCCAUGGAGUUUCCGCGUUGAAGGUGCUCCUUGUAUUGCUUAUCAACUACCGCAUCAGCAAGAACCUCCCUCGGUCUUACAUUCCGGCUGCAACAUGGACUUUCAACAUCUUCAUUCUCUUCGCCAAUGAACUGUCUGGAGGAUACCCGCUGGAAAAGAUAGCCAUGCUUUUGACAGGAGACAAGAGUUCCUUGCUGGUCCAGUGGGCCCAGACUCUAGACAGCUUCGGAGGCAUCAUGCCCCGAUGGGAAGUUCUUUUCAAAGUCACCGUGUUGCGGCUGAUAAGUUUCAACAUGGACUACUAUUGGAGUGUGAACUAUCCCUCCGCAAGCCCGAUCGAAGUAUGUCCUCCUUUGGUGUCCAAUCCCGGACUUCCCACCUCUCGACUGGAUAUAGAACUGACCGAAUUCCACAAGAAGAAGCAGCUCGACCCCGCAGCUCUUUCUGACCGAGAUCGCGUCAAAAUCCCCGCUGAGCCUGCUGCCUUCAAUGGACGCAAUUAUAUUGCCUAUGUACUCUAUUCGCCAUUGUAUUUGGCCGGCCCGAUCUUGACCUUCAACGAUUAUGUCUCCCAACAGCGAUAUACACCCCCCUCGCGGACACGAACACGCACCACGCUCUACGGUAUCCGCUUCAUCCUAACUGUCCUCUGCAUGGAGCUGAUCCUACACUACAUUUACGCGGUCGCCAUUUCCAAGGCCUCGCCGGAUUGGUCUAUUUUCACACCUGGCCAGCUCAGCAUGCUCGCUUUCUUCAAUCUUCAUAUCAUCUGGCUGAAGCUGCUUAUCCCAUGGCGAUUCUUCCGCCUAUGGGCUCUGAUUGACGGAAUCGACCCACCGGAGAAUAUGGUCCGUUGUAUGUCAAACAACUACUCCGCAUCUGCUUUCUGGCGUGGUUGGCACCGUUCGUAUAACCGCUGGAUCGUACGCUAUAUCUAUAUUCCGCUGGGUGGAGGCGGUAGUGGCCGAGCCCCGGCAGGUGAAAAGCAGACUUCCUCUGGUGCUUGGGCUAAGUUCUUGCAAAUCCGCAACUUGUUGCUGGUGUUCACGUUCGUGGCCCUGUGGCACGACAUUAACCUCCGUCUGCUGGUGUGGGGUUGGCUUGUCACGCUCUUUGUUCUCCCUGAGACUGUGGGUCGUAUGCUUUUCCCUGCCAAGCGCUGGCGCUCACAUCCUACUACUUACCGGUGGCUCACUGGUAUGGGUUCUGUUGGCAAUGUCCUGAUGUUGAUGGUUGGAAACCUUGUUGGGUUUGCGCUUGGCCUGGAUGGGCUGAAGGACUUGCUAACAAGUCUCACCGGAUCAUAUUCUGGCGUGGCGUAUAUGGUCGCGUGCUGCGUGGUGUUGUUUGUCGGAAUCCAAGUAAUGUUUGAGAUUCGUGAAGAUGAACUGCGCGUAGGCAUCGACCUGAAAUGUUGA
Molecule: messenger RNA, 1953 nt
Organism: Penicillium verhagenii
Lineage: Eukaryota; Fungi; Ascomycota; Eurotiomycetes; Eurotiales; Aspergillaceae
Product: putative glycerol:H+ symporter (Gup1)
Exons: 3
Coding region: 1-1953 (650 amino acids)
Biological process (GO): GPI anchor biosynthetic process
Cellular component (GO): endoplasmic reticulum
Source: RefSeq, a predicted model, not a curated record